This is a messenger RNA of Magnolia sinica, 3277 nucleotides long. Its product is annotated as probable RNA helicase SDE3. The transcript has 5 exons. Gene Ontology annotation, molecular function: RNA binding; 5'-3' RNA helicase activity. NCBI's taxonomy places the organism in Eukaryota, Viridiplantae, Streptophyta, Magnoliopsida, Magnoliales, Magnoliaceae. The record is from RefSeq and is a predicted model, not a curated record. Bases 436 to 3093 code for a protein of 885 amino acids.
AGAGAGAGAGAGAGAGAGCAAAAACGAACUCCCCACACUUUCCUUUCCUCCAAUUUUCAAUUGAAAAUGGAGUAAAAACAUACAAAUCUCCUGAUUUGGGAAGUAGGUCUUAUCAAUCUUCUCUUCAUUUUCAUUGAAUCAUCUGCAUUUCCUAUCACACGAAUUUCUUGGGGUCUUACCAGAGGUAGAAGUUGCAGUGGUUGUAGUGGUAAGGUCUUCCGUCGGGUGGAAUUUUUGGGGUCUGUGUCCGAUUCAAGAUGGGGUCUGCCAGAUGCAUGGUCUCGAUCACACAAAGGGAUGGGCCACAUGUACAUUUUGUUGACCAUUGGAUAUUUCUCUCUCCUCCAUGCCAUUUGGAAACAAAGAUUGAUUUUCUGGUGAUGGAAAAAUGGUUGUGAUUUAGAGAGGUAACGAGCUAAUCGAGUUGGGCACAUAAUGAGUACGAUCGGCAACGAAGAUUGGGAUGACAACUACUCAGUCAUUGGGGACAAGCCUGAAGUUGGUUUCUUGGAUUUUGAGGAGGAAAGAUCAGGUCAUGAUUUUGAACCGAUCGAUGAAGGGCCUGUCACCAUCUCAACCCCAUUCCCAUUUGUCGAAGGGAAACCUCAGUCUGCUCUCGUUGGAGAGACGACUGUAGAUUCUGUUACUGUUAGAAACACUACAAGUGAGCCGAUCGACCUCUGGGGAGUCAAGAUUUUCUCCUCGAAUCCCGAAGGAAUGUAUACGCUUUCAGUGUUGGAACCUCCAACGGCCACAUCUGAUGUGGAGACGAUCCAGGAGUUCCUCGAGUCAUCGUCUCUAGAAGAUAGGGUGCUUCAACCGGGCCAGACUAUUAAAAUUUGGCUGUCGUGCAAACCGAAAGACAUCGGCCUGCAUACUGCCAUUGUGCAUUUUGAUGCGGGAGAUGAUAAGAUUGAGAAGGUCGUCUUCCUCUUAGCGGAAGAUAAGGUUUCCCAGUCGCUAGCUUCGACCAAGCCGUUUUCAAGAGUGCCAAGGAGGAAACAGUUCGUGUGCCAAGAGUAUGUGGUGGGUUCCCGUCCUCCUAAGAAAGCAGCUCAAGGCUUCAAAUAUAAUCUUCCCAAUUUCCCAAUACCAAAGGAUGUCAGGGCAAUGAUCGAGAAUAAGAAAGUCCCCAAAGUUCUCAUUGAAGGAUUAAAUAGCAGCAAUUAUGCAGAUUUCUUUUGUAAUUUGGUCAUCAUGGAAGAAAUCCAUUUGGAGGAGGAAAUGAGAGCACAUGACAUGGAGAAUGUCACCAUGAAGAGAAGCAGGCAGUUCUUAGCCCUUGAGGUUCCCGGAUUGGCCGAGAAGCGGCCUUCACUUGUUUGCGGAGAUUUCAUUUUUUCCAAGCCCGUCGAUGAUGAUUUCGACAGCAGUAGUAAGCCAUAUCAGGGGUACAUCCACCGAGUUGAGGCAGAUCAAGUGUUCCUGAAGUUUGCAGAUGAAUUUCACCAUCUUCAUCGUGACACGAAUCUUUACAAUGUUAGAUUUACAUAUAAUAGGGUGAACAUGAAAAGGCUAUACCAAGCUGUUCAAGCAGCAGCAGCAGGUUUAGGGAUGGAAAUCCUCUUUCCAUCUCACUACAAAAAAAGGUCAAUUCAAACAUCCCCUAUCGUGCCCUUGAACCGAAAUCUCAACGAGGAGCAGAUGUCCUCUGUUGAAAUGAUCAUUGGCUGCAAAGGUGCUCCCCCGUAUGUAAUCCAUGGGCCUCCAGGUACCGGUAAGACGAUGACUCUGGUGGAAGCGAUUCUACAACUCUAUACUACUAGAAAGAAAUCACGGAUUCUCGUCUGUGCAGCUUCAAAUAGUGCUGCAGACCAUGUGUUGGAGAAGCUGAUUGAUAAGGAGAUCGCUGAGGUUCAAGACAACGAAGUAUUCAGGCUAAAUGCAACCAGCCGCUCGUAUGAGGACAUCCAGUCAGAUAUAAUUCAUCAUUGCUACUUCGACGACAUGGUUUUUAAAUGUCCUCCACUCAAUGCCUUGUUGCGGUAUCGGAUCAUCAUAUCCACAUAUAUGAGUGCAUCGCUCCUCUAUGCAGAAGGCAUUACCAGGGGCCACUUCUCCCAUAUUUUCUUGGAUGAGGCUGGCCAAGCCUCAGAGCCUGAGACGAUGAUACCCCUUGCCAACCUUUGUCGAAGAGAGACCGUUGUUGUGCUUGCUGGAGACCCAAUGCAACUGGGUCCUGUUAUUUACUCGAAAGAUGCUGAACAAUACGGGCUGGGAAAAUCAUACUUGGAGAGGCUUUUUGAGUGCGAUCUUUAUGGCGGCGAGGACGAGAACUAUGUGACAAAGCUUGUGAGAAAUUAUCGUUGCCACCCUGCAAUCUUGGAGCUCCCUUCGAAACUUUUUUACAAGGGAGAACUGAUAGCUUGUAAAGAAGAGAGGGAUUCUUCCUUAUGCGAGUGGGAUGACCUUCCGAACAAAGAUUUUCCCGUACUUUUCAUGGGCAUUCAAGGCUGUGAUGAGAGGGAGGGUAGUAAUCCAUCAUGGUUUAAUCGGUUUGAGGUUAGCAAAGUGGUCACUAUCAUCACAAAACUGAGAGAGAAUAUGGAUGUGAGUGAGAAAGAUAUUGGAGUGAUAACUCCUUAUCGUCAGCAAGUGGUUAAGCUAAAGAAAGCCCUUGAAUCGCUCGGUAUGGAGGAUGUGAAGGUCGGGAGUGUUGAGCAAUUCCAGGGGCAGGAGAGACAGGUCAUCAUUAUAUCGACUGUAAGGUCGACUGUCAAACAUAACGAGUUUGACAGAGUUCACCAUCUGGGAUUUCUUAGCAAUCCGAGGAGAUUUAACGUGGCUACCACCCGAGCUAGAUCCUUGCUUAUCAUAGUUGGAAACCCGCAUAUUAUCACCAAGGAUCUGUAUUGGGAUAAGCUCUUACGUCAUUGUUCAGACAAUGACUCUUAUCUGGGAUGUCCACUCCCUCCACCAGAAAACCGCGAUGAUCCGGACACAGGCUUGGGCUAUGAGGGUGAUUUCAAUGGACAAGAUAAUACCAACCCUUCAUUCUCUAGUGAAGUAGAAUGGGGCGAUGGAUCCUGCAAUGCUGAAGACAUUCCCAAACCCAUUACGGAUGAAGCUGAAUGGUCCGAUGGUUGGUCCUAAUUUAUUCUGAUUCGACAUUGCUGAGUGAAUGUUUACAGGCAUGUUUUUGGACCUUAUCAUUUUCUUGUUUAGGCUACAACGGUUUUCGUAAACAUCACAAAAGUGAAGAAUGGUUACACAUGAAAAUUGUGGGUCAAGAAAAGAAAAAAGAAAAAGAACGACUGGUUGAUUUUUGCAAAACUGA